This is a messenger RNA of Choloepus didactylus (southern two-toed sloth), 9144 nucleotides long. It is a transcript of the gene REL, whose product is annotated as REL proto-oncogene, NF-kB subunit. Bases 137 to 1966 code for a protein of 609 amino acids. Gene Ontology annotation, biological process: cellular response to stress; innate immune response; inflammatory response. The record is from RefSeq and is a predicted model, not a curated record. NCBI's taxonomy places the organism in Eukaryota, Metazoa, Chordata, Mammalia, Pilosa, Megalonychidae. Gene Ontology annotation, cellular component: cytoplasm. The transcript has 11 exons. Gene Ontology annotation, molecular function: DNA-binding transcription factor activity, RNA polymerase II-specific; RNA polymerase II cis-regulatory region sequence-specific DNA binding.
GGGAACUGGGGGUCCAGCCGGCAGAGGUUCCGCGGCCGCCUGACUGGCUGACUGGCUGGCUGGCUGACUGGCUGACUGGUUUCGGCGGCCUCUGGACUCUUGGAGCUGCCUGCGGGGCGGCGCGGUGAGCGGAGCCAUGGCCUCGGAUGACUACAUUUCAGCACUUUUUAUAUUCAGGAAGAAUGUCAUUUCAUUGCUGAGCACUGAGGAAGGAAGUGGGUAUAACCCGUAUAUAGAGAUAACUGAACAACCCAGGCAGAGGGGCAUGCGUUUUAGAUACAAGUGUGAAGGGCGAUCAGCAGGCAGCAUUCCAGGAGAGCACAGCACAGACAACAACCGAACAUACCCGUCUAUCCAGAUUAUGAACUAUUGUGGAAAAGGAAAAGUGAGAAUCACAUUAGUAACGAAGAAUGACCCGUAUAAACCUCACCCUCAUGAUCUAGUUGGAAAAGACUGCAGAGAUGGUUACUAUGAAGCAGAAUUUGGACAAGAACGCAGACCUUUGUUUUUUCAAAAUUUGGGUAUUCGAUGUGUAAAGAAAAAGGAAGUAAAAGAAGCUGUUGUUUCACGAAUAAGGGCAGGAAUCAAUCCGUUCAGUGUCCCUGAACAGCAGCUGCUUGAUAUUGAAGAUUGUGAUCUCAAUGUGGUGAGACUGUGUUUUCAAGUUUUCCUCCCUGAUGAACAUGGUAAUUUGACAACUGCUCUUCCUCCUGUAGUCUCUAACCCAAUUUAUGACAACCGUGCUCCUAACACCGCAGAAUUAAGGAUUUGUCGUGUAAACAAAAACUGUGGAAGUGUCAGAGGAGGAGAUGAAAUAUUUCUACUCUGUGACAAAGUUCAGAAAGAUGACAUAGAAGUUCGUUUUGUGUUGAACAACUGGGAAGCAAAAGGUAUCUUUUCACAAGCUGAUGUACACCGUCAAGUAGCCAUUGUUUUCAAGACUCCACCAUAUUGCAAAGCUAUAAUGGAACCAGUAACAGUAAAAAUGCAGCUGCGGAGACCAUCUGACCAGGAAGUUAGUGAAUCUAUGGAUUUUAGAUACCUGCCAGAUGAAAAAGAUACAUAUGGCAAUAAAGCCAAGAAGCAAAAAACAACGCUACUGUUCCAGAAACUAUGGCAGGAUUGUGCAGUUAAUUUUCCUGAAAGACCAAGACCUGGAGAAGGACGAUUCAUCAAAAAAGAAUCAAACUUAUUUUCCCAAGGUGCAGUUUUGACAGAAACGUCCAGGCCUUCAGGAAUUUCAAGUCAAGUAGAAUCCUACUAUUCCCCACCUGUGUCCAUCACAAGGGCAUUGUCACAUCAUGCUUCAGUCAUACCCUCAGUGGUGCCUCAGCCUUCUUCAAGCUGGUCAUCAGUCGCCCACUCCACCUCACACUCAGUCAGUACAAAUCCACUGAAUAGUUUUUCAACAGGGACACUUUCCUCUAAUUCACAAGGUAUUCCACCAUUCCUGAAAAUACCUGUUGGGAGUGAACUAAAUGCUUCUAAUGCUUGCAUUUUUAACAAUACUAAUGAAAUAGGCAGAAUGGAAUCAUCAUCCAUGUCACCAGCUGACUUAUAUGGUAUUCCUGAUGCCAACGUGCUGCCUAAUUGCCCUGUGAAUAUGAUGACACCCAGUAAUGACAGCAUGAGGGAGACUGAUAAUUCGAGACUUGUGAGCAUGAAUCUUGAAAACUCCUCAUGUAAUUCAUUGUUAGAGCCAGGAGACUUGAGACAGCUUCAUCCGAUGUCUUCUUCCAGUAUGUCAGCAGGCUCCAGUUCCAGUACUGCUGCUUUUGUUUCACAGUCAGAUGCAUUUGAGGGAUCAGCCUUCAGUUGUGCAGAUAACAGCAUGAUAAAUGAGUCGGGACCAUCGAACAGUACUAAUCCAAACAAUCAUGGUUUUGUUCAAAGUAGUCAAUAUUCAAGUAUUGGCACUAUGCAAAAUGAGCAGCUGAGUGACCCAUUUGCCUAUGAAUACUUUUAAAUAUAAUUCCCAAGAUUUAAAUCCUUUUACAUGUUUUCAGUCAUUUUAGUAUUACCUGUUAGGAUGCAGCAUUUUAUAUUUGACCAAGAUGAUAAUAUAGUCAGAUAUUCAAAGGGUUUUUGUUUUGUUUUUAUUUUGUUUUUGAGAGGUGAUAGUCCAAAAAUUUCUUUUUCAGAGAAGAGUAUAAAACUUUGGGUACAUAGAAUAUAAAAUUAAGAACUGUCAUAAAAAGAAAAUUCAGAAAGAGAAUCCUAAAAGGGCUUUACUGUUUCUUCUUUUGAAACACGUGACUGAUACUGUGUGUGGUGUGUUGUACCACAUUUCUCAGGAUGGACUCUGAGGAGAACAUUAGAGCAAAGCUCCAGUUUUUCCAAAUAUGCUUUUAUACUUCUUUUAUAAUGUAUUAAUGCAUUCUUAGGUAAAUGAAUUAACUGAUAUUUGCUUUCAAGCAAAUUUAAGGUAAAACCUGUAAUGGCUAUGUCAUUGUAAAAAUAAAUUCUGUAUUAUUUUUGAGGCCCAUGGGCCAAGGUGACCCCUAAGGGGUUUUCGGAGGCUUCUUGGAGUUUCUUAGAUUUAUGUGUAAAUCAAAACUUCUCUAAAAUGCUAAGUUGGACAGAAGGCAGUUGAAGUGAACUUUCAAGAUAUAGAAGGUUCUCUACAUUUUGGACUAUUUAAAUCCAGACUUCUAAAAUUGCUUAUGAUUUUUAAGGGGAAGAUGUUUCCUUGGACCUCUUUCUUCUAUGUCCUUACUCUGUGAUCUCAUCCAGUUUCAUGGCUUUGACAAUUGUCUAUAUGCUGUGAACUCCCAAAUUUUAUCUCUAGCUACUACAGAACUCCAGACUUUGUCUCACAUGUGAAAAACUGCCUGUUUGACAUCUCUACCUAGAUAUUUAAUAAAGCUCAAAUGCAGCAUAACCAAAACUGAAUUCCUGAUCUUCCCUCCCAAACUUGCUUUUCCAGUCUUCCCAACUCAGUAAAUGGCAAUGCCAUGCUUCCAGUUGCUCAGACCAAGAACCUUGGGGUCAUCCUUGAUUCUUUUUUUUUUUUUUUUUAAUCCUCUGCGCAAUUCAUCAGCAAAUCUGCUAGGCCCUACCUUUGGAAUAUAUCCAAAGCUUACCACCUCUUUUGUUCUCUACUGUUAAUACCCUGUUCCAAGCCCCUGUCAUCUCUUGCCCGAAUCGAAGCCAUAGCCUCUUAAAUCCUCCUUACACCCUUGUGCCCCUACAGUCUGUUCUCCAAAAGUAGCUGGAGUAAUUAUUUUUGAAACAAGUCAAAUCAUAUCGUUCAUUUGCUCAAAACCAUCCAGUGGCUCCCCAUUUCAUUCAGAGCGAAGGCCAAAGUCCUUAAAAUUAGCAGGUCAAUACUCGCCUUUCCUAUCUCACCUACUACAAUUAUUCCCCUGCUCAUUUAACUCCAGGCACUCUGGCCUCAGAGCUCCUCCUCAGAAACACCCAGCAUGCUCCUGCCUCAGACCCUUUGUGCCUGGAGUGCCCACUGCCUCCAGCGCUCUUUCCCCAGAUAUAGUAUAGCCCACUCUGACACCCUUCAGGUCUCACUCACCUGGUCACAGCCUUCCUUGACUAUCGCGCAUGAUAGCAAUCCCUGCAUGUCUGCACUCCCUGUCUCCCUGCUUUAUUUUUGUCCGUAGCUUAUGACAAUCAGACUUUACUAAGCAUUUUGCUUUGUUUACUGUUUGUUUUCCUGUACUAGAAUAUAAGCUCCAUAAGGGAAGACAUUUUUAUCUCUUUUGUUUACUGCUGUAUCUGGUAGUAUCUAGAACAGUGUCUGCCUCAUAGUAAGCACAGUAAAUAUUUAUUGAACAUUCAAACUACUGUCAUAGAAUUUCGUUUCUUGGAAAAAGAAUUGUUUUAAUUAUUAGGUGUUUAUGUUUUUUAUAAUUCUGUUUAAUGUGGCAUUGGGUUUAUAUCAGAAUUAUGUGCGUUCAAGUCCAGGAUUAAUAAUGUUAAUACAAGCUGCCUGAAAGCAAGUAAUCCCAGUGGCAAAAUGCUGGUAGAAUUUGGGCCAUAAUCCUUAUUGCCAAUGGAAUUGUCAUGAUGCUAAGUAACUAACUUACUAAACUAGUUUAUCUUACAACAGAACCUACCCUAAUAUUGAACAUACACCUAACUAGAAACAAUGUGCCAUUUCAUUUAUACAGUAUACAGCCAAACCAUAACUUAACUGGAACAUUUAAAAACUAGCCAGUCCAGUUAAAAUGGGGAAUAUGUGAUUGCCUUCUAAGUAAAAAUAAAAAUUCUGAGUUGAUCGAUACUGGAAAAUUGGAAGAAGAGCAAGCAGGAAGAUGAGCUCAUCUCUAGUUCUUAAACAUGGUAUCCAGAUUGAUAAGACAUGGGGCCAGGAUAGUUCAGGAAGCAAAAGAUUCAAGACACCUAACUCAGUACCAUUAAUAUUUAUCAGAAAUGAUGAUUUCAAAAGAAAAAUACUUAUAUAAUACUAAAAUAUCAUAAGAGCAUAUUAUUAUGUGCAGCACAUAUAUGUAUAAUAAUAUUAGUAGAACUUACAAAGGAAAAAGAAAAACCUGAAGGCACAAUUUCUUUCCUGUCUAAGAUAUGAACCCAGGAUAUCUCCAGAUGGUGGUUGAUGAGUGGUGGGCUUUUUUUUUUUUUUUUUUUAAUUCAGAAUUCUAUAAUUAGCAUUGGUCCACUUAAACUAAUACUAUUGGAAUAUCUAAAUGGAUUUUUUAAGUUAAGUAAGCAAUUGGCUUGUUUUGCAGUUUUUUUCUGUGUAAGCUGAACUAAUGUAUGGUUCACAUCUAUGUUUAGAGUAUUUCCAGUGGAUUUUUUUUUUUUCCAUUUUUCAGGUGCAAUUUACUGAUCAUAGAAUUUAUUUCAGAAUUUUAAGAGAAUUUGGCAAUCUGCUACCCUUCUGUCUCUACUUAAAUGUAUACCUUCACCUUACUUAUAAUACCCCACUUUCAGUUUGUCGGGAAAAGGUGUCCUGCUUCCUUUCUAAAGUCUACUUGUUCACUGGAUCGUUCCUCUUUUCUCUCUUGUCCUGUGUUUCCUGUAUCUUCACAUCACUAUUUAGUGCUUCUUUUCUUUGUAUUACCAUGGUAAGCUUCUUCUCUAGUCUAAAGAGAAAGAAAAUAAUAAUAAUCCUUUCCUACCACCGUUGUGUUCCCUCCCUUCAUAUCCAGAGUUCUGAAAUGCUCUCAGCCUCCAUUUCCUCACUUCUCCAUCAUUCCUUAGUCUAUUGAUUUCUGUCUUUAGCACCUGUUUUCUUAGAAUAUUCUGGAAAAGGUGACCAAACGCCUACCGUUGUCAAACUGUGUGUCUUUUUGAGUCCUCACCCUGACUUACCUUUCCUUAACCUUCUAUCCUAUCAGCCAUUCCUUCCUUGGAUACUCUUCCUGGAUUUCUGUGGUAGACUUUCAUUUUUUUCCAGGGUCUUAACCUUAGCCAUCAGUUGGUGCUAUUUUUCCCUCUGGGCACACUCAUCAAUGCCCACAGCUUCAACUUUCUCCACACUACCUAAAUGCCUUUGUAAACUGGCUCUUCCUCUUGCAUACUCUACUUCCAUUAAUGGCAUUACCACCACCACCCCCGACAUAUUUAAUAGGAAUCUCAAAGUCAUAUUUUAUUCUUUCUCUUACCCACUCUCAUACUUAAGCAUCAAGUCCUUUUGAUCCUCCUCUUCAAAAAUCUCUUGUCUGUCCCUUCUCCAUUCCUGGUGGGCUCUUAGUACAGGCCUACAUUCUUUUUUUCCUCAACAAGAAUCUUUUCCAUGUCCCAGUUAAAAAUACCCCAGACCCCUUUGUGUGCAGUUACAUAGUUAGAAUUCCUUGAAAAAAACAUUCUCUUUCAUUUCUUCAUGCCUUUAACAUGUUACCCACUCUGCCUCUGGCUUUUCUACAACUAAGACACUCAUCCUUUAAGACUGGGCUUCUCCUCUUUGAAGCCUGGUUCCGCCUCCCUAGUAGAGGUGCAGUUUCUACAUGUCUCCAUUACAGAACUCCUCUUACUGUACUAUAGUCAUUUAAGUGUUUUUGUCUCAUUCUUCUUUGUGCUUCCAGCACUUAGCAUAGUUCUUGACACAUAGGUGGUGCUGAAUAAAUGGUAUUUAUUAUUAGAGAGGCAAAGGUGGAACUGACAGGAAUGAUGAUAAAAAUGUCAACAGGGAUAUGGUUUUUAAAGGGAAAGGUACUUAACCUGGCAGGAAAAGCAGGAUAUCAAGAUUAUGUCAGUAUAUAAAAUACAGUUCUCUUCCUUUACCCUCCGCCUUUCUUUUCUUUACAAAUCCUCCCAUAGCCCUUUGAGAUUGAAAACAGCUCUGUUGAGAAUAGUAGUAUCAAUUGUAUUAAGGAGAAAUUCUAAAAUUAUUAGGAUUAUUUCAUAUCCCUGACAUUGCUACUUCUCUCCACUAUAUAUGGCAGAUUUAAUCAGAAGUCUCUCUCUUUGCAUUUGUCUGCACCUUACCCUGGCACAGACACUCCAGUGUUCAAUCACAUAUCAUUUUUUUUAACUAUCUAAUGUAUGAAGCACCAUGUGAAGUGCUGGAAAAGGGUACAGGGGUGAAUGAGACAAAACUCUAACUUUCAAAGAUGUUACUCUUUUUCUCUGGAUGUUAGUUGUUUUCUUUGGAGGGAUAAUGUAUAUACAGUAAAAUAUAUAAAGUACACUCAUUUUGAGUGUACUACUUGAUGAAUUUUUCAUAUGUAAAUAGCCAGAUAACCAUGUUUGGGACAUUUCCAACACACCAAAAGUUUCAUGCCCCUUCCCAAUCUGUACCUACUCCUCAAAACUACUAUUCUGACUUCUGUCAUCAAAAUCUAUUUUAAUUCCCUUUCAAAUUGAUAAGUGGUCCUCUAAGCACAACCUUAGUGGACAAAACAGCUGAGUCAUCAAUUUCUAACUUAAUACUUCAGGAAAACUAAAUAUAUUUUCCAUUUUAAGAGAUUUGGAAUUAUUGAUCCUGGCUGCCUAGUAGCAUCAAAAUAUCUUAUAUAUUGAAUUAUUGAGAGGUGAAAGAAAUUACCACAUGCUGUUAAAUAGCAUAAAGAAUUGGAAAGAAUAGGGAAUUCUUAGUCACAAGAUCUGAGUUUGAAUGUUCAGCCCUGCCACUUAAAAAAGUUAUGCAAUCUUUAGCAAAUCACACCUUCUGUAAGGUCUUAUCUCUUCAGAUAUGAAAUGCAGAUAAUUCUCAGCCUACCUACCUCACAGGAUGUGUUAUAUUAAAAUAAUGCAUAAAAAGAAACACUGUAAAUUGUAUAAUGCUAGUCAAAAAUUGUUAAUAAGCCAACAUCUGUUUCUAUCCUGUAGUCCUAAUUAAUCUCUAAUCCAAAUACUCCUCAGUUGUCUAAUACUCUGCAGAGUUAGAAAAAUCUAUAUGGAUUAGACAGAUUCUUUAGUAAGAAUCCUGAGGUUGGUUUCUCCUUAGGGGACUAGCUGUUGCCCAGAUCUGGAGAACCUUCUUUUGGUCUUAACUCUUUCUGGAACCAUUUCCUGUUGUUUAGCAAAGAUAAGGUCAUUUACUAAUGAUUUCCAAUUCUGCAAUUCUAUGACUUAAUUUCUUUGCCAUAAUUGUGUACAAACUGUUAGUAGUUUGACUGUCUUCCUAAAAGUGAGUUCCAUCAUAGCUAAUAAACUUGCCAUUGAAAGAUUUCUGAUGUGUUUUGUUUAUAGAGGUUAAGUAUAAAAUGGAGAAAAUUAGGAAGCUUGCUUUAUCUAUCACGUGAUAGAAAAUUUCCUGCUAUUUAUUCACGUGUUAAGGCCAGGAGUAGGUAGCUAAUUGGAGAUAAAUAUAUGGGUUGUCUGUAUCCUGUUUUAUGCCUUCGUUUGCCCAAGACUUAGUCAAAUUAAUAUUUUAACAAAUACAUGUUAGCAGAGUUUAAAAAGCACAAACUUAGCAGCAAAUAAAGCUGAUCUCAAAAGUGAUCAUGCCUGUCAUUUUUUUUGAUGCAUACAAAAGCAGACCAAAAAUAAAAAAAAAAAAAAAAUCAUGGCCCCAUCAUCCCCCUUAAUAAACAAAAUUCAGAUAUAAUUAAAAAAAAAUCUUUGUUUAUUCUAAAUGUCUUACAACUUCAGAAGAAAUACCAUUCAGCAAGUAUUUAUUUAAAGGGGUAGAAGUUAUCAUACUUCAGUAUUCUUAUCACUUGUUUCCACAACUUCAGUUACUAUUGGGUUUUCAAAAACUUAAAGAAUUACAGAUAAAAUUCAUUAAACAUCUGUAUUUAUACAAUAAUAUGUAAUUGAUACAAGAUGUUGGUUUUUCAAUAAAUUGAAUUUUCAGGGAUAUCAGCAGGUAAAAUAUAAAUUUUUGGUGAAAGUAUUUAUCAAACAUUUGUCUCUUCUUAAAGUGUUAUCUAAUGAAACAUUGUGGUUUUUCAUAAAUUAUGGAUAUGGUUGGAGUAUUUUGGGAUCCAGUUGAGAUUCAAUCUCAUGAGACAUCAUUGGUGACAAACGAUUUUUAUUGGGUAAUUAGAUAAUGUAGUUCACUGUUGUAGAAUUCAGGUAGCUUUAUGAUGAGAUGGAAAGGAAAACACAAGCAAAGCUUUUGAGUAGUGAGCACUCUUACAUGCAUGGUUCAGACCAGAUGAACACUUGAGAGACGACUUCUGUUUUAAAGAAUGCACUUGAAAAAAACCGUUGACGAGGAUGAAUCCCGAUUCCAGCAGAAUGGCAAUAGCCUAUUUUGUGACUGUUGUAUUUUUAUAUGCUUUAUGACUGGAGUGAAUUUGGAGGCACUGACAAAGUAAUUUUUAAAAGUUCUCAGGUACUGUUCAAUUAUAUAAUGGUAAGGUUUGCAUCAAGACGCUAUUGUUUUUACGAUGUCAAAAUGCCUUUUAUUGUACAGAAUAUUUUAUUACCUUUGUAAUAUCUUUGUAUACAGUGAUUUUCUUGCUAAUAUAAUAAAUGGUAAAAAUUCUAAAACUUUACUAAAAUGUUGCUAUUUGACUUUUAAAAUAUAAAAAUAUCAACCAUGUUUUCUUUUAUAUAUACAGUAUAUGGCACUUUACUGGGAAAGGUAACUUUAGUUGCUUAGGAACUUAGGCACUUUUAUGUAAUGCUAUGGCUGAAUAUAUUUGCAUAUGUAUCUUUGUCCUUUGAAAUGAUAAUUUUGUGUAAUACUGAAAUGCCUUUUUAAAAGAUUUUCAUUUUCUGCCUUCCUGACUUCUUUAGUGUCUUCCUCCCUUCCUGAAUAAAUCAGUUCAAAAGGCA